Molecule: messenger RNA, 3078 nt
Organism: Acipenser ruthenus (sterlet)
Lineage: Eukaryota; Metazoa; Chordata; Actinopteri; Acipenseriformes; Acipenseridae
Product: ETS translocation variant 5-like
Exons: 13
Coding region: 276-1904 (542 amino acids)
Biological process (GO): cell differentiation; regulation of transcription by RNA polymerase II
Cellular component (GO): nucleus
Molecular function (GO): sequence-specific DNA binding; DNA-binding transcription factor activity, RNA polymerase II-specific
Source: RefSeq, a predicted model, not a curated record
GUGGCUCGUGGCUGGUCCUAUCCACCAAUGGGCACGGAGCUCGGUGAUCUGUGAGAGCCCCGGGGAAAAGCCAGCGCGUCCAUUGAGAAAAUCUCAUUCAAGUUUUCGCAGGCGGAGAGAGCGGAUCAUCUAUCUGAGCUGUGGAUAAUAGACAUCGUCGCUGUUUGUGUGGGAUUUAAAAGCGAUCGCAUUGUUAUAUUGCGUUGGAGGAAAGCAAUAGCACAAGACUUCAAGAGAAGCAGGAGCACAGACAGAUCUACUUUCCACGUCGCUGAAUGCGAACAGCCCCACUCGGUAAAUCGCCUUUCACGAGCAGCAGCGCCAUGGACGGAUUUUAUGACCAACAAGUCCCCUUCAUGGUUCCUACGAGUUGUCCAGCCGAAGAGUCCAGCAGCAGACAGGCAAAUGACAGAAAGCGGAAGUUUCUAGACACGGAGUUGGCCCAUAACUCAGAAGAGUUGUUCCAGGACCUCAGUCAGCUGCAGGAGAUCUGGAUUGCUGAAGGUGGGUGCUCCUCUGCCCACCCCUCUGCUCUUACCCUCCCCUCUCAGGUUCCUGAUGACGAGCAGUAUGUCCCAGAUUUCCAGUCUGAUAACUUGAUGUUCCAUGGCCCCCCCCUCACUAAGAUCAAGCGCGAGUUCCACAGUCCCUCCUCCGAGCUCUCCUCCUGCAGUCGUGAGCAGAGCCUCGGUGCUCCCUACAGAGAGAGGUGCCUUUACAGCUACAGCAGUGCCUAUGACAGGAAGCCAUCCGCUGGGUUUAAGCCGCUAACUCCGCCCUCGACUCCAGUGUCACCAUGCAGCUCCAGCCACACUCCAGGGACACACCCCCUCCACGGACAGACUCCGCCGCCAGUCCCUGCACACAACCGUGGGACACACCCUCUGCAAGAACAGACUCCGCCUCCAGCUCACCCCCAGAGGACACACCCACUGCACACCCAGACCCUGCCCUUCGCAGUGCCCCAUCCACCUCUGACACACACUGAGGGGCAGUAUGGCUCCGAGCACAGGUUUCAAAGACAGAUGUCUGAGCCCUGCUUGCCUUGCCCCCCCUACCCACCCCAGGCCCACAGCACAGUGUCCCGGGACUGCAGGCCUCCCUACCAUCGCCAGAUGUCUGAGCCCCUGGUCCCUGCACCUCCCCAGGGCUUCAAACAGGAACUGUCUGACCCUCACUAUGCUGAGCAGGGGGUGCCUGCCAUGGGGCCCCCCCAGCCAGCCUUCCAGCACCCCAUGAACAUCAAGCAGGAGCCCCGAGACUACUGCUUCGACUCCGAAGUGCCUAACUGCCAGUCCUCGUUCGGGAGAGGAAGUUUCUACAACAACAACGACACAGGUUUCUCCUAUGACUGUAACCCCCGCCUCUACUACGAUGAUGCCUGUGUUGUACCAGAGAGACUUGAGGGCAAGGUGAAGCAGGAGCCGGCUGUCUACCGCGAGGGGCCCCCCUAUCAGCGUCGCGGCUCCCUGCAGCUCUGGCAGUUCCUGGUCACACUGCUGGACGACCCCGCCAACGGUCACUUCAUCGCCUGGACCGGCCGCGGCAUGGAGUUCAAACUCAUCGAGCCCGAAGAGGUGGCUCGGCGCUGGGGGAUCCAGAAGAACCGACCAGCGAUGAACUAUGACAAGCUGAGCCGCUCUCUGCGCUACUACUACGAGAAGGGCAUCAUGCAGAAGGUGGCUGGCGAGCGGUACGUCUACAAGUUUGUGUGUGACCCUGAGGCUCUCUUCACCAUGGCCUUCCCUGAUAACCAGAGGCCCUCCCUGAAGCCGGACCCAGACUGCCCCCAGCCUGAGGAAGACACGCUGCCCCUCGCACACUAUGAGGAGGGCGCCCCCUACCUGCUGGAGGCUGACCAGUGUGUAGGUGGGGGCCUGCCGUAUGAGGGUUAUGUAUACUGAUCAUCCUUCACUCCCCCCACCCCCCCUCUCUCUCGCUCGAUCCUGGACUGCUAUUCCUGAGCGAGCGCCACAGGAAGAGCCUGCAGCAUCAUCGCUGCCCUGGGGCUCCUGACUCCGCCCACCUGCUCCGGAAUGGGCCUUGUUGCUAUGGACACUGGGAGGGGCAGCAGUAGCUGGCUGAUAUCUUGUUUUCUGCAUCUACUGGUGUGGAUUUGUAGCAUUUCCAUAAUGACAAUCUGCUUUUAAAUUGUUUUAGCUUUUUGACCACAGUAACUGUUCUAUAUAUAGCUGCCUUUGGAUGUUUUUUGAUCAGUCAUUUUUAAAAUAUAUAUAACAAAAGGGCUUAAAUCUGCAAAAAAAUAAAAUAAAUGUUUGAUAAAUUGUGGCCCCUACCUGCUUGAGACCCCCCCCCCCCCCUUUUUAUCACAGUUCUGACCAAAGCAAUGGGCUUGUCUGAGGAGCUGUUGAUGACAUCAUUGACAACUCGGUCCCUGCAGCCACUCCCAGCUGCCACAGGAAGUGACCCAACCAUUCUUCCUGUCACGUGACUGGUGGCAGAAAUUGUUUCUUUUCUUUUGGUAAAUAAAAAAGGGAUGCAUAUGACAGUAUUUUUCUGACGUUUUGAAAGAAUUUAUAAAUAUAUAUUGCACGGAAUUGAAGAGAAUUUUGUAGGUUUUUUUGUAUUUAGAGCUACAAAGAAAUUGUAUUGAUUUUUGUUUUUGUUUUUAGCACUGCUCUCUCUCUCUCUCUCCCCCCCCCCCCCCCCUCCCCCGGUCUGAAAAAAAACUUGUAAAGUUCUUUGCUGCGUUUUUAUAUCGUUUCAUGGAGUUGUUUAAAAUAUAUAUAUAUAUAUUUUUGCAAAGGCUGCAUCUGUUUCAUUUCAGAUUAUUGUAUAAUAUGCUGUAUAGUUCUGCCUUUUACAAAUCUGGAUCUAUAUAAUCAACCCUCUAUACAAUCUUGAUCCCCAGUGAUGCAAAGUCUUUAGAAUGACCGCUCUGGAGCGUGUUACCCCUUCCCUUGAGGUGGGCAGGUGCGACACUUCCCCUCCACUGGGGUCAGGGGGCAUACUAGCUUGGACAGGCCCCUCCUUCCCUGAGUUGCUUCAUAACGUGUACAUAGCACUGCUGAGUUAACAAUCUGUACUGUGUACAAUAAAGGGAUUCUUUCUGCUCCA